GUAUGUAAUACUUCUCGAACGGUUAUUUCAAUGGUAUUCCCCUUUAAUGAAUGUACGUUGAAGUGUGUUUCCGACAGAUAAAUAAAGUUAUCGAUGCAUUUUACAUUGACAUAUUUUUAAAUGCACACAGGUAAUCGUUGAUGUAUAACAGUAGAAUUUCUUAAAACCACUGUACUAUAUUUGGAAUUUAAUCAUGGAUAAGUGAAAACGUAGUUAUUUACUACACACGUAUAUAUAAUACAUACGUAAUGCACUUCAAGAAAGAAUACUGCAUCUAAGAUGAUUUACGCUACAUUGCUGCUUGUUUUAAUUGACUACGUGUUUUCGUCCUGUGUUUUGAUGGCAAAUAUAACAAAUAAUGCGUCUGAGAUUUUUAUAAGAGACAGAAUUGCUGAUUUUGAUUAUGCAAGAGUGGGAAAAUAUAAAAAGAUUUAUUGCUGUGCUCGAAACUAUGAUAGAAUAAUUUGGGAAUUCAAGAAAAAGGACGGAUUUAAGUGGCAACUAUUCCCUUGGUUUCAUGUCAACAAUAUGUGGGACAAUCAACCUUCACUUCAAGAUAAAAACCAGACCCUUCAGAUAAUAGAUAUUGGUUGGAAUAACGAAGGGAUUUACAAGUGUACAGCACUCUCCAGUGAUAAUAAUGUUAUUGCAAAUCACAGUACCAAAAUAGAAGUAUACUCUUGUGUAGACAGAGUCAAACCAGAAGCUUAUGGGCCGAAGACACAGUAUGGACGUGUCGGCGAAACAGUUACUUUUACUUGCACUGGUGAUUUUGGAUGCACUCCAGAUGCUGCUAAAGAUGUAUCAUGGUAUGAUGAAGAAUGGGACGCUUUGGAUGACGACACAUUAUUUCCAAGAUAUAAUGUAACAAAGGUAGACAGGUCAAAACACACCAUUGAAGAAUCCGUUUUUCAAAUAACAACUAUUGAACAGAAAGAUUUUGAAAAGAAUUUUACCUGUUAUGUAACGUCGGCUUAUCCUCAGGGGGAUAAAAUAUUUAUUGUCCAACUCAAAGAAGCAAGGGUGGAAAUAACGAAGAUGACUUGGAUAACAGCGGAGGAAGUAAAGGGAAUAGUUGCACCGUGUGUUGUAAUAUUGACACUGGUAUUUGUUUUCACUACGGUGUUUUACUUCAGAAUAAAGCUGUUUAUCCUUUCACGGAUACCUUACUGGCAUUUAAUGGACCAAGGUACGAAAAGUUACCAUGCAUUUAUCCUUCAUGAAGACGAGGAUAUAGAACUUGCGGAAGGAAUUCAACAAAAAUUACAAUCAGACGGUUAUAAUGUUAAAAUAUCUGGCAGCAUUAAAGGUGGAACUGUUAUAUGGCAGAAAGUACAAGAAUUUGCACAAGACAGUAAGAGUUUGAUAAUUAUUUAUCCUUCGGAAUAUUCAAUAGUUAAUUCGAAUAACACUUUUGAAAGUUUGGUGGCAAGUAGACAGUACUUCAUUCCAAAUCUUGUUACAGUUGUAAAAAAAACUUCGAGAAAAGGAGACCCAGUUGAAUUCAUAGAAACUGACAGAACAUUUGUAAGAAUCAAAUACCCACCCGAUCACAAUUGUAGUACAUACCGGCAGGAAAAUUUCUUCUGUAAACUUAAACUUCGGAUGCCAAGGCAGACCGAGAAUAAUGUUUGGUGUUGUUCAACUAAAAAGGGACAAACACAUCAAGGGGCUGAAGAUACAGAACCACUGAACAAACUUAUAGUAUGUAACACUCAACAGGAUGAAGUAUUGGCUGAUCGUAUGAACCAACCUGUAUAGUUUUUAAGGAAAUUGAUUUGCAAAAACCCUAAAUAACAAUCCUCAAAUAUAAAUCUUCUACGAGAAUUGUUUUUAUAUAUAUAAAUGGUGUUUUCGUGGUUUUUCUAAGAUAUAACUCCGUUUGCAUGGACAAAAUCUCAAAAAAAUGCAUGUUCAUCAUGUUCACGUGUACAUUCAUGUGUAGUUCACCUCAACAAUGUUAAGGAUACUAUCGAAGUAACAAUGCCUUCACGUCAACAUGUUCGUGGUCAUCCAAUCAUCUGACAUUUAUAAACAUACCGCCAUUUGAAUAGGCUUACAGUUAUAUUUUGGAAAAACUGUCUAUGUGCCAUGAGAUGGAGGUCACAUGACCCGUAUUUCAUUUUCAGUGACUGUGAAACUGAAAGAAUACUUGUUUUCAGAUUUUGUUCAUAUUUCAUAAUAAACAAAAAUUUGAAAAG
Messenger RNA from Mytilus californianus (California mussel), 2201 nucleotides. RefSeq lists its product as uncharacterized. The coding region runs from base 280 to 1761 and encodes 493 amino acids. The record is from RefSeq and is a predicted model, not a curated record. Lineage: Eukaryota; Metazoa; Mollusca; Bivalvia; Mytilida; Mytilidae. The transcript is spliced from 7 exons.